This is a messenger RNA of Zingiber officinale, 466 nucleotides long. Its product is annotated as enoyl-[acyl-carrier-protein] reductase [NADH] 1, chloroplastic-like. Gene Ontology annotation, biological process: fatty acid biosynthetic process. Gene Ontology annotation, molecular function: enoyl-[acyl-carrier-protein] reductase (NADH) activity. The coding region runs from base 1 to 369 and encodes 122 amino acids. The record is from RefSeq and is a predicted model, not a curated record. NCBI's taxonomy places the organism in Eukaryota, Viridiplantae, Streptophyta, Magnoliopsida, Zingiberales, Zingiberaceae. The transcript is spliced from 6 exons.
AUGGAAGAGGCUGUGACGAAAGAUUUUGGAAGGAUUGACAUCCUCGUACAUUCUCUUGCCAAUGGACCAGAGGUAACGAAGCCACUCUUGGAGACAUCUAGAAGAGGGUAUCUUGCUACAAUUUCAGCUUCGAGUUACUCUUUUGUCUCCCUGCUUCGGCACUUUCUUCCAAUAAUGAAUCCAGGCGGUGCUUCAAUAUCUUUGACAUACAUAGCUUCCGAAAGGGCAAUCCCAGGAUACGGAGGUGGAAUGAGCUCAGCAAAAGCUGCAUUGGAGAGCGAUACAAAAGUGCUGGCUUUUGAACUGCACUUGCUUGCCACAAAGCAUCAGGUGCCCUCAAGAGUACUGGGAAGAAUGCCGACAAACUAAAAAAAUGGAGAGACUUUAACAAAUUAAGGAGCACUAGGAGCUGUAGUCCCUCCUCUUCACCGACAUCUAAGUAGAAAAUCUCGUGUUAUAUUGUUCU